This is a messenger RNA of Olea europaea var. sylvestris, 1412 nucleotides long. Its product is annotated as protein RETICULATA-RELATED 3, chloroplastic-like. Bases 141 to 1208 code for a protein of 355 amino acids. NCBI's taxonomy places the organism in Eukaryota, Viridiplantae, Streptophyta, Magnoliopsida, Lamiales, Oleaceae. The record is from RefSeq and is a predicted model, not a curated record. The transcript is spliced from 2 exons.
CACGUUUUCACUGUCCGUCUGCUGUGCUCUUUUACCAAUUAGGUUUUAGAUUCCAUUUGAAGAAUCUGUCCUCGUGCAUUUUGUCUAUUACAGAUCUGAUUCCUUGUUAUUUCCUCCUCCCGGCACAACAACACGAAAAUAUGGCGACUAUGACCCGGCUCCGCUACUCUCCACUUACCGGCCAUUAUCGCCAUUUCACUCACACUCGUCAUUUGAUCAAUUUCGCCCCCAGAUUUGCUGGUAAUACUUCCCCCAGCACCAUUUCCCUUUGCACUGAAACUAAACCGUUAACCGAUUCGACAGUCAAAGGUUAUAUCGCCUGUGCUGGUGGUGGUGGUGGGGUUGGACGUGGUGGUAGUGGUGGAUAUAGUGGUAAUGGAGGUUGGAGUAAUGGUGGAGACUCUGAAGAAUCCAAGUCUUCGUUGGAUGGUUUCGGACCAAUUGGGGCUUUUCUACAUGGAUGGAGGUCGAGGGUUGCGGCAGAUCCGCAAUUCCCUUUUAAGGUUCUCAUGGAGGAGUUGGUUGGUGUUAGUUCUUGCGUUCUUGGUGACAUGGCAUCACGUCCCAAUUUCGGUCUGAAUGAGCUUGAUUUCGUGUUUUCAACUCUAGUUGUUGGUUCCAUUAUGAAUUUUGUUCUCAUGUAUCUCUUGGCUCCAACUAUGUCUUCGAGUCAGAGUCUUCCAGCAAUCCUCGCAAAUUCUCCUACAAGCCACAUGUUCGAACCAGGCGCCUAUAGUCUGUUGAACAGGCUUGGUACAUUUGUAUACAAAGGGACUCUGUUUGCUGCCGUUGGAUUUGCUGCUGGACUUUUUGGAACUGCUCUUUCGAAUGGAUUGAUAAUGACGAGGAAGAAGAUGGAUCCAAAUUUCAAGACACCAAAUAAGCCUCCACCUACAGUUUUGAAUGCUAUUACUUGGGCAAUUCACAUGGGCCUUAGCAGUAAUUUUAGAUACCAGACUUUGAAUGGUAUUGAGUUUUUGCUAGCCAAGGGAGUUCCGCCAGUGGUAUUUAAGUCAUCAGUUGUGGUUUUAAGAUGCUUGAACAAUAUAAUUGGAGGGAUGUCAUUUGUGAUAUUAGCAAGGUUGACGGGAUCACAGAGCGUUGAUCAAAAUAAGGCAUGUACUGUCAAUGAAGGAUCAGCCGAAGAGGGAGAUAAUCUGGUGAAUGAGGCUGCUGAAUUGCAAACUAGCGAGGCUACGUCCAAGUAAUCUCCCCUUUGUUCUAUCUUUUAAUCUUUAAUAAAAAGAAUUUGCUUGCGUUUUGAAUGAGAAAAGACAGUAUAUGUUGUCAUUAUGUUUUCCAUAAACCUAUGAAUUCGUACUUGGGUUUGAAUUCUUGUGUUGAUGGGACCAGACGAUUAACUGGUCUCAAUCUGCUAUUUUAGUCAAUGUGAAAGACGAACAUUAAGCUUA